Acaulospora colombiana is the source of this 363-nucleotide messenger RNA. The record is from the annotation of a GenBank genome assembly. NCBI's taxonomy places the organism in Eukaryota, Fungi, Glomeromycota, Glomeromycetes, Diversisporales, Acaulosporaceae.
AUGAGAAAGAAUGAACUCAAUGCAACCACCUGCCCAAACUGCAAUGAGGAAGUUCUGGCAAGGAGCCAGGUUGGUCCCAGGGUCACAACAAGACAUACAAAGGUAGAGAAGAAGCCCAGCAGUGCAGAGAAAACUGCAAGUCCGGAACAAAUAACCUCGGCCCUUCCUCUUGGAGUGAUAGCUUUGAAGAAGAGGCUGCCCUGGCAAACGGCAAAACAGGCACAGCGAAACUCACGGAAUGGUGAUAAAACUCCAGGCCCACCCCCACACUCCACAAACAACUACGGACCCGAUGGACUCAGACACAGAGAUGAGACUGAAAGAAGAAAACAAAACCAGCUGAGAGGAAGAAGCCAGAAAUGA